Molecule: messenger RNA, 2056 nt
Organism: Austrofundulus limnaeus
Lineage: Eukaryota; Metazoa; Chordata; Actinopteri; Cyprinodontiformes; Rivulidae
Gene: cenpi
Product: centromere protein I
Biological process (GO): mitotic sister chromatid segregation; CENP-A containing chromatin assembly
Cellular component (GO): kinetochore; inner kinetochore
Source: RefSeq, a predicted model, not a curated record
AGGCCAAACGGUCGCGCGGAAGAUUUGAGUUUUGUUUGAAUGGAAGAAGGCAGGGCUCGGCACCGUACUUUGAGGUUUUUAGCUCGUGUUUUAGCCAUGCAGAAAUGGCAGAAUCGCUAAACUCGUCGGAUUCGGACCGGUCGGCUCUUGACGACCAGUCCCUGUCCAGCCGGAGCAGCAGUCGAAGCCUGAGGGUCGCAGAGAAAGAGAGGAGGAAGAACGAGGCGGAGGAUCCGUUUGUUCUGGCCCUGAAGUACUUCUCUGUCGUGGAAGCAGGCACUCCUGUGUACGGGAAYGAUGAGUUUGAGAAUAACCUGGUCCAGGUGGAGAGGGUGGCCUACAGCAGAGGACUUUCCCCAGAGGCCAUUUCUGUCAUGUUGGAGUUUUCCAUGAGUCUCCGUAUGGGGACUGUUCCAUGUGCGCGGGUGCUGAAGUGUCUGAUUCCUGCCUCCGUGGUGCCACAGGAGGCGGUUGUUCGAGCAACAGUUUGGUUAUGUGUCGGCAAAAUACCCAUCAGUACUCAGGUAAACACCACCACAUGCAGCUGCCAGCUCUGACUCCURUCCUCAACAGAGAAGCUCAGGCUGAGCAGACGUCCAGCAGGAAGUUGGUCCCUCUGACGCACCUUCAGUCCUUCGAUCAGCUGCUGAAAAACAUUCAUCGAAUUGAGCUGCCCGCUCAGAUGGGCUCGCUCCUGGGUUCCAGUCUGGCUCUGCAGUACUUGGACUGCGUGCAGGACGAGUCCGUCCUCCUGCGCCUCAACUUCUGGCUGGGCUGUGCUCUGCACGAAGAGUUUUUGUUCAGCGGUGACGGAGGAGCCACCCAGAAUUCAGAGGAAGUGCUCCAGUUUUUGAACAAGUUGCUGUCUGCUCAGCACUUCCUCCAGGAGGGCUUCCCCAGUUCAGAUGCUUUUCUCUAUAAAUUCCUCAACGUUUGGGACGGAUGUCUGCUGCGUCCACAGAUCCUUGGCCUUCUGAGCAACAUUCCCGUCAUCCCGAGCUCACAGAUUAGCAAACUUCUGUUUGAGCCCCUCACACAGCUUUUCUUCACCUCCUCGCUGUUUUUCAAGUGUGGACUGAUGGAGUGUUUAAACAACAUGCUGCUGAAGUGGCUGACGUGGCAUUCAGUCUACGCUCUGGAGGACGACCUGGACAUCAGUCUGAACAGCCACACAACCAUAAACAUAACUUUGUCGGGGUUCAAGGAUUCAGUGAUGGAGCUGAUCCACUUUGUGGGUCGGUUGGCGUCGGUGGGCCUUCAGAUGGAGGGCUGUCACACCCUCCUCCUCAGCUUCAUCCUGGAUUUCUACGAAACCGUGUGCGACACCUUCCUGAAGUUCGGCCUCCCCCUGGUGGUGAUGCCUCCUCCUGGAGUGUUUUACCCAGCCUUCCUCACCACAGACCCGGUCAGCGUGGACAGACUAGCCCACAUCAUGCACAGGUACAAAGUGAACCUGACAUCAGCCAAGAGUCAAGAACGACAGAAGGAGGCCUUUCACAUCAGCCGUCAGAUUUUCAAAGAGUUCAACCACUGCGUCGUCUUCAUGGUCAACUGCCUGUGGAACUCCAGGACCUUUUAUCCCGGGUCGGACCUAAAGCUGGGAGAGGAGCUGCUCCUCCAAACCAAAGUCCCGCAGUACUGGUCCAGCUUCGACCUCGUCCACCACCCGGCCUUCCUCAGCUACGCCGUGGACUUUCACCAGCAGUGUUGGCCAGACAGGAAGGACAUGGACCUCAGUUCCAUAAAGCACUCGAAGCCGUGGAGCUGGUACCUGGAGUACCUGUUCAACCAGGGCUUCGACGGCCUCAAAGACUUCGUUCAGAGCAACAUCAGCCGACAGGUGAGCGCGGGCGACGCGCAGCACAGGUAGUUCACCUCGCCGCAGAAGGAACAGCAACGGCGCUCAUCUACACCAUCCUUUUAAAGACUUGUACAUAUUUAUCCCCUCGUCUCUUUUACUCCACCUGUUUCAUGUACAUACAUCGUUUUCAACCCUAAAGCACGUUUAGUUGCUUGAAUUAUGUGAUGUAAAUAAAAUCUUUGUGUUUUUGUUGUA